Molecule: messenger RNA, 759 nt
Organism: Brugia malayi
Lineage: Eukaryota; Metazoa; Nematoda; Chromadorea; Rhabditida; Onchocercidae
Exons: 6
Coding region: 1-759 (252 amino acids)
Source: RefSeq, a predicted model, not a curated record
AUGUGCACUCCACAGUACACCAACCUAUCGCAAAUACGCUUAUGUAUUUCGAUCAGUUACGGAGCGGUUGGUUACGUGAUUUGCUCUAUAUUUUCGAAAGGAAUAAAUUUUAAGGAAGCAAUUAACAUGGGUGAACGCUUUCCAUUUAGAAAUUUUGAAGAAUUUACGGAUAGCAGCAAAAGCGAAUCAGAAGAAAGUGGAAAUGAUCUCAAUCAUUCCAAUCAUCUAUUCCUUGAAAGUGACAUCAGUUCGAAGAAGCGAAUUUUAACGGAUUCAUCAUGCGACUCAGAUAUGAGUUUUACCGAAAAUGAAGAUUAUGCUAGCUUAAAGCGUAAAAAGAUCGCAACUUCGAACGAAAGUACAGAUAGAAUGGAAAUGUAUCGACACGUCACUACAGUAGACACUUUGACAACAAAUCGUUAUUUGUUGCCACUUGCUCGCCGUUUCUAUGGUUCUGAGGGACGUAGCAUUAGUGUCACUGAACCGGAACUUACUUGCUCAAUUUGCAACUCAAAGGUAUUAAAGAAAUUUCUCGAACUUCAUGCAUGGAUGCACCUUUCGUGGAUGACUGAGGUAGGCGAUCGACAUCCAUUCCAAUGUACACGUUGUAAUUUUACUGCUUUUCGUAUUCCGGAUGUCGUAUGCCACACCAACGAGAUACACGAUAUGAGAAGAUAUAUUUUAUUCAUUGUGGAUGGGAACGUAUAUAUAUAUAAUGGACAUAUGCGCUGCAUCACAGCUCGUCAUAGUACGAUCUAA